GGAGCGCGUGCGGCUUGGGAUUAACGACCCCAGAGUGUCCUGAUGGAGGAGUACAGCUCAGCACUGCUCUCACUCUGACUCCCGCCUGCUCCGCUACGGCAGCGCUGGGGAAGAAGGUGGCAUUGAGUGCGACCGGGUGUGUUUGUUCAGUGUUAGUGCGGUAAACGGAAAGCCCACGGUUUCGGUGUGUGUAACGUGCGCGCGCUUGGAGACCACCAGCUAUGGACGCACCGGCACGGAACGCAGCGCGCGGACCAAAGAGGAGCAGAAAAUCCGCCGAAUGCUCCGAUACGGCGGCAUGGACUCGUUUACCGAGCAGAAUAGGCACUUUUUACGCGAUCGCUAUCAUGUGCACGAAAGUGCUGUGUGUGCAGACCUCGUCUCUGCAGUUUUCCAAAGAGCCUAAGUCUCAGGAUGCUCUGCACGGCCGCAGUGCAAUGCUGCGCUGUGAGGUCAGCGAGGCUGCGGGUGUGAGUUACUCUUGGCUGCAGAACGGUCAGCCUGUGACGGACUCUGAGCGCCGCUUCCUAGAAGGCGGCAACCUCAAGUUCACCGCCGUGGACCGGCUCCUGGACACAGGCAACUUCCAGUGUGUGGCCACCAGUGUGGCCAGUGGAGAGGUGGCCACCUCCGCCAAUGCCUCCUUCAACAUCAAGUGGUUGGAAAGUGGGCCGGUCAUUCUGAAAGAACCCGCCUCCAAACAGGAGAUAGAUGAUGCUGAGCUGAUCAUCUUACAGUGCCAGAUUGAUGGACACCCAAGGCCAAACAGUAAGUGGUUCAAAGAUGGAGCAGCACUGUCCGUUAAAGAGAGAACCUUCACUGUGAAAAAUCCAGUCCCUGAAGACUCAGGCAUCUACAGCUGCUGCGCACGUAACGGAGCAGGACAAGUCUGCAGCAGCUCCAACUUCAGCCUCAGCAUUAUAGAUAAGACAAUUCCUCGGCUGAUUUUGGCUCCAGAGGAUCAGGUGGUGUUUAGGAAUGAAGAGGCUGUGUUUCAUUGUCAGUUCUCAGCCAAACCUCCACCUGUCAUAGAGUGGCUCCAUGAGGAUGAGCCAGUGGUCAACAAGACACGGGUGAUGGUGUAUAAUAACGGCACUCUGCGGAUCACUCAGGUGAAGAAUCGGAGCACAGGGCGGUACAGGUGUCUGGCUCGUUAUGGAGCUGAUAAGCAGGUGCAUGCAGAUGCUACUUUGCACAUUGCAGAGAUAGAAGAGAUGGGGGGCAGGCUAUCCAAGUUUUUCUCUCCUAACCGUGUGGAGAGGGUGACAUGUGAGCCGCCGCGGGGCCGUCCAUUGCCAGAGGUGUGGUGGGAGUCGGGAGGUGAGAGAGUGCCCUCUGAGGGACGAGUGCAUCAGCAGGGUCUGGACCUGAUCUUUAACCCCACUGAAGGUGGAGACUCGGGUGCAUACACCUGUGUGGCCCAAAACAAGGCAGGUCAGAGAAAGCAGGAAGUCACCGUGAUUGUGGCUGGUCCCCCAGAGUGGACCAAUAGGCCUCAGAACACUUCCAUGGAGGAGGGGCAGCCAGGGUACCUUCACUGCCACGUCCAAACCACGCCUUCAGCCCAUGUCACUUGGUACAGGAACCUGCAGGAGAUCAGUGAGGAGGACUUUCGAUUUAAGGUGUUUCCUAAUGGGACUCUGAGGAUAAACAGUGUGGAGGUGUAUGAUGGAGUGGUCUAUAGCUGCCAGUGCAAGACUGUGGGAGGUGUCCUGACUGGGCAGGCCAGGGUCUCCGUACUAGAGAAGCUGAAGUUCACCCCUACUCCCCAGUCUUCUCAGUGUCUGCAGCUUCACAAAAAAGCCAGUGUCCAGUGUUCUGCUAAGGGCCGAGAGACUCCCACUAUACGCUGGACCAAAGCAGAUGGCAGUGCUGUUCCCUCUCAUGUGAAUCAGGUGAAUGGGGCUUUGCACUUUGAUAAGGUGGUGCGGAGUGAUGCAGGGAAUUACACCUGUGUGGCCAAUAACAGCAUGCAGGGAGAAAUCAAAGCCUACGUCUCCCUCACUGUAGGAGUCUAUAUAGAGUUUAAGCUGGAACCAGAAUACACCACAGUAUACCAGGGCCACACAGCCAUGCUGCACUGCCAGGCUACAGGAGAACCCCAGCCCUACAUCCAGUGGAUGGUCAAAGACAAGGUCCUUCCUGUCAGCUCCGGCAGGUUCCAAAAGAUGCCCAAUGGUUCUCUAGUUAUCAGUGAUGUCACUACUGAUGACACAGGGAAGUACACAUGUAUUGCUGGCAACAGCUGCAGUAUCAGAGACAGUGUGGCACAACUCUAUGUUGUGGAGAGGCCAAAGCGCACCAACGAUGAAGACGAGGGGAAGACGCCAUACAAGAUGAUCCAGACCAUCGGCCUGUCUGUGGGGGCAGCCGUCGCUUACAUCAUCGCCGUGCUGGGCCUUAUGUUUUACUGCAAGCAGAGACGCAAUGCCAAAAGACUGCAGAAGGGACAGGACGGGGAGGAGCCGGAGAUGGAGUGCCUUAAUGGAGAGGCUGUGCAGCAGAACGGUCAAACUACGGCUGAGAUCCAGGAAGAAGUGGCCCUCACCAAUCUGGGGACCAUGGCAACCACUGAGAAACGGCACAGCAAUACUGACAAGCUCCACUUUCCCAGAGCAGACUUGCAAACCAUCACUACUCUGGGUAAAGGGGAGUUUGGGGAUGUGUUCUUGGCUAAAGCACGCGGGAUUGAGGAGGGGGAGGAGGAAACGGUGGUGCUGGUGAAGAGUCUGCAGAGCAGAGAUGAGCUCUCGCAGGCUGAGUUCAAGCGGCAAGUCGAAAUGUUCAGCAAGCUCAGCCAUCCCAACAUUGUCCGCCUGCUCGGCCUGUGCAGAGACACUGAACCACACUACAUCAUUCUGGAAUAUGUGGACCUGGGCGAUCUCAAGCAAUUCUUGAGAAUAUCAAAAAGCAAAGAUGAAAAACUCAAACCACAGCCCAUCAGCACCAAAACAAAAGUGUCCAUCUGUGCGCAGGUAGCUGCGGGGAUGGAGCACCUGUCUAACCAGCGCUUUGUGCACAAAGACCUGGCAGCACGGAACUGCCUAAUCAGCGGCCAGAGACAAGUCAAAGUGUCUGCACUCGGCCUGAGCAAGGACGUCUAUAACAGUGAGUAUUACCACUACAGGCAGAAAUGGAUCCCAUUGCGCUGGCUCCCCACUGAGUCUGUCGUUGAUGACGACUUUUCCACCAAAUCUGAUGUGUGGGCUUUCGGUGUGCUGAUGUGGGAAGUGUUCAGCCACGGAGAGCUGCCCUACUCAACACUCAGCCACGAGGAGGUGCUGGAAGGUCUUCAGGCUGGAACUCUGAAGCUUUCUGCUCCCGAGACCUGUCCUUCUAAAGUCUACAAACUGAUGACUCGCUGCUGGGCUCCCAGCCUUAAAGAGCGGCCAUCUUUCAGUGAGCUGGUCCAGGCCCUGGGGGACAUUCCUCUGGACAGCAAGGUGUGAGGAGCACAUGUGCGACUCAUUCCACCUGCACUGGUGGAGCUAAACCUGUCCAUUUCUGCUCUGAUACAAUCACAGACUCAGACUGGGUCCCACACAUUUCAGGGAGCAAGAGUGUGUGAGUAACGAAUGGAGAAGUUGAUAUCAGGGCAAUCUGUCGGUAUUGAUUUGUGUGUGUGUGUGUGUGUGUGUGUGUGUGCGAGUGUGAGUGUGAGGACCCUGAAGAGUUUUAUUUGCCUUAACCAUGGCAUGAAAGGACACCCUGUUGCCCCUUCGAUGGCCUGUUUACUUUUUUGAUCUUCGUUUUGCGUCUCUUCUACCCUGAGAUUCUUCCUCUUCUUCGUCUCUGGAGCCUCGGACACUUCUAGGAGCUACCUCUGCGAGGGGUACGACUUUUGACCUCAACUGUUCACCUCUGCCAGCGCAGGACAAUCCCAACACAUCAACAUCAGGGGCGAAAACCCUCCAGCUGGCCACAGGGCCACUGGCAAUGCUGGACUCAACGAUGUGCUAAUGCUUGGCUCAAGGACUUGAAGUUGCCGUGCAUAUUUGUUUUGUUUCAGGAUGUGUGUGUGUGUGUGUGUGUGUGUGUGUGUGUGUGUGUGUGUGCUUGUGAAGCUUUUUUUUUGUUUGUUCUUUUUAUUUAGAGUUGUGGAUCAGGUUUGCCAUGAAGGGUGAUGGCCUGUUAUUUAUGACUCUAAGCUCUGGAUUCUCUGAGGGUGGAAAGAUAAACAGAAACAGUACAGGAUGAAUUUUUAAAUCAGAAUACUCAAUCAGUCAGUGAGUCCGUACCGUGAAAGUUUUGUGUGUAUGUGGGUGUAAGGGGAGUGAGUGUUUUUAUCACGAUUGUACUUAAAAAUUUUUAAUAUUUACCUUUUUUAUUUUUACCUUGAGGUGCUCAUAUGGGACAAGAAUAUUCCAAUGGAGACAACUUGCAAUACAUCUUAUUGCCUAAACUCCUAAAGCCAUGAUGAACAAUGUAUUCCUGCAUAGCGGCGUUUUAUAACCACAUCACUGUAAUUACAGUACUUGCUUGGCAAAGUCCUUGUUACACUCAUUAAUACAGAGACCGUGCACUAAUUUCACUUAAAAUGUCAUUUUAUAUAAUAGCUUAUUACUUUAACAUAGAAGGAUGUACGAGAGCCUUUAUUUAUGUUGAAGGUUCUGUCUUUUUGUUGUUGUUUUUUUAUACACCUUUUUUUAAUGGAAAGGUACUCCGUGAUCCUUUUAUACAGACAUAUAUAUUCAACCCAUUAUAACAACUCAUUUUGCAGUUUGGCAAGUGUUGUAGGCGGACCUGUUGGGUAAGUGGACGUUUCAGUGGUCACUAUCAACUGUUAAGACCACAAGUGCCUAGGACAUGAAGGAUUAUUUACUGUGUUUUUUGUUUUUUUUUAUUUGUACAAUUUGCUUUCCAUACCGUUGCCUCUUGGUUUUAAUGAAUUGUUUUCUAUAUAACCUUUUGUUAUAAUGUUAACUGUUUGUUUGUUCAUUUCUGUGAACAAAUACAUAGUCCAUGCCUUUUUUAAGAAGUAAGUACAUGCUAGGCACUCACACCUAGAAUGCUUUUUUUGUUAUUCUACUUUAGCAAAGGUCACAAUAAUCACAAUGUAUGCUGCUCCCAUUAAACAUUCACGUUUGUAA
This is a messenger RNA of Colossoma macropomum (tambaqui), 5090 nucleotides long. It is a transcript of the gene ptk7b, whose product is annotated as protein tyrosine kinase 7b. The record is from RefSeq and is a predicted model, not a curated record. Gene Ontology annotation, cellular component: neuronal cell body; axon; plasma membrane. Gene Ontology annotation, biological process: homophilic cell-cell adhesion; protein phosphorylation; synapse organization. The coding region runs from base 222 to 3449 and encodes 1075 amino acids. Lineage: Eukaryota; Metazoa; Chordata; Actinopteri; Characiformes; Serrasalmidae. The transcript is spliced from 20 exons. Gene Ontology annotation, molecular function: protein kinase activity; ATP binding; axon guidance receptor activity.